This is a messenger RNA of Daucus carota subsp. sativus, 546 nucleotides long. RefSeq lists its product as uncharacterized. Gene Ontology annotation, biological process: regulation of DNA-templated transcription. The coding region runs from base 1 to 546 and encodes 181 amino acids. The record is from RefSeq and is a predicted model, not a curated record. The transcript has a single exon. NCBI's taxonomy places the organism in Eukaryota, Viridiplantae, Streptophyta, Magnoliopsida, Apiales, Apiaceae. Gene Ontology annotation, molecular function: double-stranded DNA binding.
AUGGUAAUGAUGCAGAAUGCUGAUGUGUUUAAAAUGGUGGUUGAAGAGGUUUGGGAAAUGGGAUUUGAUCCUGUAAAAAGUCAUUUUAUUAGCGCGUGUCAAGUAAAAUUUGGAUUGAGCGAAGCAAUGUGGAAGAGGAAAUGGGAUUGUUUUAAGAAGUGGGGUUGGUCAGAUAAUGCGAUUCAUUCUGCUUUAAUGAAGCAGCCUAAUAUUAUGGCAGUUUCGCAGAAGAAGGUAGAAAAGGUGAUGGAUUUUUUGGUUAACGAAAUGAAAUGGGAGAUAUUAAAGGUUGCAUCUUGUCCUAAUGUUGUUAUGCAUAGCUUCGAGAACUGGACUAAGCCACGGUGUUUGCUUAUUCAAUUUUUAUUGUCAAAAGGGGCGGUAAAAAAGGACUUUGCCUUAACUACGGUUAUAGUAUCAGUUGAAAGUCAAUUUGUAGAAAAAUAUGUAAAGAAAUACUGUGCAGAAUUUCCUGAAGUGCUAGAAUUGUAUGCAAGUUUAAGUUUACAGAAGAACACCCAAGCAGCAGGUCAAGUGAGUUUGUAA